This is a messenger RNA of Dermacentor silvarum, 753 nucleotides long. Its product is annotated as carbohydrate sulfotransferase 5. Gene Ontology annotation, biological process: N-acetylglucosamine metabolic process; sulfur compound metabolic process. NCBI's taxonomy places the organism in Eukaryota, Metazoa, Arthropoda, Arachnida, Ixodida, Ixodidae. The record is from RefSeq and is a predicted model, not a curated record. The transcript is spliced from 3 exons. Gene Ontology annotation, molecular function: N-acetylglucosamine 6-O-sulfotransferase activity. Bases 1 to 753 code for a protein of 250 amino acids.
AUGGACACUUCGUUAGAAGGUGCACUGCCAGUGGCCUUCAAAAAAGCCCUUAACAAGCUUCACGUCGUCCCGCUCGCCAACGUUGACGUGGUGCUGGUCAUCGCGUACUACAGGUCCGGGUCUUCGCUUGUUGGCGAGCUCCUGUCAUCGGGACCCAGGACGUUCUUCCACUUCGAGCCGCUGCACAUCUUCUCCAUAGAUGACCGCAUUCGUCCAGGCAGGGAGCGGCACGCUUUCCAACUUCUCGACGAGCUCGUCCGGUGCCGAAUGCAGAACGUGCCACUCUACACCGCCUGGCUGGAGAGCCGAGAGUACUACGUGCACAACUCGUUUUUAGUCAAGGCUUGUGGAACCGGACCGUCGUGCACGUCUCCAAGUCACGUGGCGGCGCUGUGUUCUCGAGCUGAAACGCAAGUUUUCAAGUUCACCAGGCUCCACAUGGCUCAGGUAGCGACUUGGAUCAAGCGGAACACGGACAUCGCCCGUAACAUAAGAGUAGUGCACCUAGUUCGAGAUCCGCGCGGAAUCUACGCCUCGCGCAUGGCACUGGACUGGUGUGCGAACCGCGAAGAGUGUCGAAGCCCCGAAGUUCUCUGCAGCCACAUGCGCAAAGACAUCGAUGACUUCAGAAAUCUCACUGACAAGCUCUCGUCCAGUCACACUGUCACGGUCCGUUUUGAAGAUUUAGCGGGCAACCCUUACCUAGAGGCUGCGCGGCUUUUCUCCCACCUCGGACUUAAGUCACAGAUGUGA